UUGGUGGCUCUCUCACGGCACGGACGCGGAUCUGCAGACACUCGGAGUGUGACCAGGUGACUCGCGCAAAAUAGGCAAGAGAACAGUGAUAAAGAAUGUCUCCAGUGUGUGCUAUUUGAAUGCAAUUGGUGGCAGAGAGUGUGCAGUGAAAUUCGCAGGAAUCGCUCGCGCACUGUACAGUUAAGCAGCGACUGCAGACGUGCGGAAUAAGUAAUUUCCUCCGGACUCUUUGAUACAGUUACAACAGAUACACUCGAGGCUUGAGCACGCAUUGAAAGUUCAAAUGUUGCCGAUGGCAAUGAGCAGAAAAAUUGUCCAGCAAGCUCGAGGGUGAGCAUGACUAGAUUGUGUUCUGCAUGGAGCAGCACUUUUAUGUGAAUUUCAUACCAAAGGCCUAAAAUUUACUCAAAUGGAACCGCAAGAUCUCGCAACAGCGAAUUUGAUCAUAAACGAGCUUCGUUCUAAAUGUCGUCUGCAGGCUGAACAGAUUUUGGCGUGGAAGAAAGCUUACACUUAUGAGGUGGAGGUGAAUUGCAGAAGCAAGAAGGCACGCAAUGAUCAGAUCAACAUCCUAACGAGUCAAUUAAUCUUGCUGGAGUCACGGUUAAUAAAGAAGCAGAAACAAAUAUCAAAUCUACUAUGUCAACGGGAGCAGACAAUUCAUCGUCAGCAGAAAUUUAUAGAUUCGCUGUGCUCUCAGCUGAGCGAGCAUGGUCUGGAUAUUCCAGAUGCAUGCUAUAUGAACUUGGAUUCGCUCAACGACUCGGAUUCGGCCGUUGUGCUGGAUGACAUUGAUUCAGACUGCAACAGCUCGAUUAUCAUGAAGCGAAAGCCGUAUCCUUCGGACGUGACAGUGGUGCGAUCGAUAUCGGAUGCCAUUGAGACAAAUUUGAAAUAUUCAUCUGGCCGCCGCAGCAACUGCUACUUGAAGAGGCCCGACAUUUUGGAGACUGUGUACAGCGUCGAGGAGGACUCGGAGCCGAAUCAGGCACCGACCAACAAUGUGUCGGAGAAGCGGGAUAAGUUCAAGAGUCGCUCUGAGAAGAUUAUCGGUGCCGAUGAUGAGAAUAAUGCAGAGUCAAUUCAUGCGAAUGUGGAUAAUUUCAACAAUAACUGCAACACCGGCGCAACGGCCGGCAAACCAUCGCCCGUAGUCAAUUACAAUAGAGUCAUGCUGAAUCAUAGGUCAAUUACACGCCCCAAAGAUGUCAAAUACAAGCGGAUUAACAAGGCGAAGUCCAAGAGUCUGGAGGAGCUGCGGGACAAGCUGAAGCACUGGAUCGACCGCGGCACGAGUGGCGAGCACUUCCAUCAUCAUUGCCCCGAAAGCACGGGAUCGCAGAGCUACGCCUGAUCCGCGAGUCCUCGUCUGGAUUCACAUCGCAGACGAUUGCAGAGUGUGUAGGAGAAGAGCACCCGCCUGAUGCUAAAGCACCACAAAACUUUUUGAUGAUGUAAACUUUACUAUAUAGACUGUAUAAAGUGCACCUCUUCCAACGCACCUUUACCAUGUAAUUUCACAGAUGAAUUUAAGACGGAUUGUACAUAUAAAGAGACAGCUGUGCACACUUUCGUGCACGCAUGUUGUACAAUAUUUAUCUCUUUGGGCUUCUUGGGCAGUUCAUGUCUGUUAGAAAAAAAAGAAAUUGUAACAACAUCCCAAAAUGUCAAUUGAUGAAAAACCCAAUUUUGGCUACAACCAAUAUUUCGUAACUGCCUUGAGGGAUUUCCUAUCAAAUUUAAUUGAAUUGCUCACUGAAAAACGCAAACUUUAAUAUCAUUUUGCUCAAUGUGAACACAUAAAGUGAAUAAGAACACACCAAUUAUAAGUAACUAAAACAUAUUAAAAGAUUAAAAAACCAUGUUGUUUCAAGAAAACAGGUUAAUUAUCAAAGUAUAUUGUUAAAGCAGAAAAAAGGUAAAAUAUAUGUGAAUUGAGAAAUUUUGUGAAGACUAGAGACAAUCAGAAUUUAAUGUAAUCCAAUAAAUUUUCCCCUAUUCAAGUAAAAUGCACUUAAGCAAUUGAGAAUUGUUGAAAUUUUUGAGUGAACAUGAAGCUUUACACACUAUCGAUUUGUUGACUUUAAGUGAUUGUAUAAACAUUUUGGCAAUUUGCGGAAUUUCCAAUUAAUUCAGGCAAGUUUUUUAAAACAUAAUUUCGAGAUAACAAUAUAAAACUCUUCGUGAUAUUUUGAAGUUGAUAUUUAAUUGAUAUACAGAAAAGAAGAAGAACUUUAUAUAAUAAACUUAUUGUAUCUCUUAUCAUAUAUGUAUUUCAUAAAGUUUACUCUGUGAGACUAAUAAAAUUUAUGAAUAGCUAGAACAUGGAUUGUAAUGAGACAGCUCUCAAUUAUCACUUCAAUUCAAGUUUAAUUGCACCUCACUUUCGCGUCCUUCUUGUGAUUAAUUUGACUAAUUAGUUUAUAUUUCGUAUUACAUUUUUCCAAACACGGCGAAAAGCAAUUUCUCAUUGUCUUUCUGGCCGUGGAACAAGAAAAAGCAAGUACCUAAUUAUGCUGUAAUUUAAUUUAUUUUGUAUAUAAAGUAAGAGAAUAUUUAAUAUAUUUUCGGAUUGGCAUUAAAUGCUCUGUAAGAUGUAAUUUUUUUUUAUUUUCAAAACUGAUGCAUAGAAUUUAUACUGUAGAGCGAGAUAUAAUUUAUAGUAAUUUAUUUUACUACAAACACUAGAAGAGCGUUAAGAACGUUAAGAAGCAGUGAAAUAAAAAUGCUUAACUAUAUAUCAGUGUCGCAAAGGAAGGCACUUGAGUAUUUUCUUUCCAAUCCACACACACGUUGAGGUUUGCGAUAAGAAUAUGGCUUUCGGGGUGAUUUGCUGGCUGUGCAAAAUUGAUACUGUGUGCGCUGGAUGAUAUCGUGGGAUACCGAUAAGGAGAAUGUCUGAAUUCACUGGGACAUGACAGUGCAAACGGCGGAACACGAGAGGAGAAGUAAUUGCAGUGAAUUCCGCAAUUACA
Phlebotomus argentipes is the source of this 2975-nucleotide messenger RNA. RefSeq lists its product as uncharacterized. The transcript has 4 exons. Lineage: Eukaryota; Metazoa; Arthropoda; Insecta; Diptera; Psychodidae. Bases 410 to 1354 code for a protein of 314 amino acids. The record is from RefSeq and is a predicted model, not a curated record.